Molecule: messenger RNA, 954 nt
Organism: Phaedon cochleariae (mustard beetle)
Lineage: Eukaryota; Metazoa; Arthropoda; Insecta; Coleoptera; Chrysomelidae
Source: the annotation of a GenBank genome assembly
AUGUCUUCAGAUUCAGAACGUUCUCGUUCACCCAGAGACUCGGAUAAAGACGAGAAAAUAAAAGUAAAAAAGUCCGAUAAAGCUAAACAGAAAGCCCUCCAAAGCAAACUAGAUGCCGCGGAAGCCUAUAACCAAGAGCUAAAAGCUCAAAACGACAAAUUAUUCGAUGAAAUUCGCGCAGCUAACGAGAGUAUAGCAAAACUUACUCAACAGGUAACAGAACUACUUAUCAAGGUAAACAAUGAUAUUGACAAACAAACACACAUGGAGGCAGAGGAAAUAGUAAACCAAAAUGAGAAUGCCAUUUCAAACAAAGUAAAUGAAGUUAACCCAGACGGAGAAUGGGAACUAGCAUCCUCAUCAAGGAGUAAAAAACGAAAGGCAAAGAAAGACGCAGGGAACUCAUCCGCGAGUAACAGUAAAAUUGCCAAAUCUAAUGCAACUAGUGGAGCAGAACCACUAGAAAAUUCUAGUGCCACUCAGGGCAUAAAUCAGAACAACCCAAAAAAUGAUGACAAAAUUAUUUCCCCUCCCUCCAUUGUGCUCAGAAACACUGAAGUAUGGGGACAAGUAAGUAGAUACGCACUUAAUAAAAAGAUUGGCAUAGCACAUGCAAAAAAUAUAACCGAUGGCGUUUCAAUUAAACCCGAUACCCCCGAAGAUUAUAGAAAACUUAUUAAAUUAUUCGAUGAAAAGAAAGUUGAAUACCAUACCUAUAUGUUACCGGAAGACAAACUACUUCACGUAGUAAUCAAGGGUAUACCGGCAGGAACAGACCCAGAAGAAAUCAAACUAGACCUGGAAAAUAAAGGUUUCCACCCUAAAUUAGUCAGCCAAAUGACUUCCAGAAAAACAAAAAAUGCAUUACCCAUGUUCCUAGUUCAACUCCCUAAAAACGAGAGGUUUUUGUAUUGGGGCUUCUCUAAGGAGAGUUUGAGGGCCUUGAACCUCUAA